This is a messenger RNA of Aphanomyces invadans, 2116 nucleotides long. RefSeq lists its product as hypothetical. Bases 28 to 2034 code for a protein of 668 amino acids. Gene Ontology annotation, molecular function: ATP binding; RNA binding; RNA helicase activity. The record is from RefSeq and is a predicted model, not a curated record. Lineage: Eukaryota; Oomycota; Saprolegniomycetes; Saprolegniales; Verrucalvaceae. The transcript is spliced from 5 exons.
GUUCUGUCGAGACGGCGGGGUGCAAUAAUGGCCGAUGAGAUCGAUCCGCUGGAUGCAUUCAUGCUUGGGAUUGAAGCCCAAGUGGCGCAGGAGCGCACGUCCCACCGAGAAACAACGGCGAUGGAGAGGUGUUCGUUUGAAGAAGAGGUCAAGGAGUCCAGGAUUGCUAUCGGGAAAGGUACCGCGGCAACUGCAACCCAGCCCAACCAAGUAUUCGAAGACGACGUGGAAGAAUGGAACCGACUGAACAAGAACCAAGACAUGGAAGAACUUGCUCCACUUGAUCACUCGACCGUGGCGUAUGAAUCAUUUCGGAAAGCAUUCUAUACGCCCGCCACGGCACUGAAUGCAAUUGAAAUUUCCCAGCUUCGGCGGGAGCUCGACAUCCGUGUGGAGCUCCGCCCAGGCGACGUUGACAUUGCCCCUAUCCGAUCUUUUAUGCAAGCUGGAUUUAGUCGUCAACUGCUGGCGCUUCUCAUGAAACAUGGAUUGGAAGCUCCCACACCUAUCCAAGCGCAAGCGUUCCCAUUAGCAAUGUCUGGUCGCGACAUGAUUGGCAUCGCUCAAACCGGGUCGGGGAAGACUCUGUCCUUCCUCUUACCCAUGAUGGUGCAUAUCAUGGACCAGCGACUACUUGAGAAGGACGAAGGGCCGAUAGCUGUGAUCCUGUCGCCCACACGAGAACUUGCCCACCAGAUCUACGUGGAGGCCAAGAAGUUUAGCAUGGACGCGAAGUGCGCGGCCAUUUACGGUGGUGCUGGCAACAAAUGGGACCAGAUCCAGUCAAUUCGAAAAGGUGCCGAGAUCGUUGUGGCCACACCCGGCCGGUUGAUGGAGCAUUUACGCAAACGAGUGAUCAAGAAUCUCCAUCGUGUGACUUUCGUCGUGCUGGAUGAAGCCGACCGUAUGUUUGAGAUGGGGUUUGAGUCGCAAUUGAGGUCUAUCUUGGGGCAGAUUCGCCCUGACCGGCAAACACUGCUCUUUUCAGCGACAUUUCGCCGCCGCAUUGAAACGCUGGCGCGCGAUGUCCUGACCAACCCGGUCAAGAUCAUUGUCGGCACUGUCGGGCAGGCCAACGACGAAAUCAAGCAAAUGGCCGUCGUCGUUCCAACAAAGGAGGCCAAGUGGAAUUGGCUCAUGAAGAAUCUCCCUAUGUUGACGGAAGAAGGGAAGCUGCUCAUUUUCAUCGGGUCCAAGGCAGGGGUCGACGAACUGGCCGCGAGCUUGAAUGGACUGGGCGACGUGUACCCGUGCGUAUCGCUGCAUGGAGACAAGUCCCAGUUUGAUCGUGCCGACGCGUUGCGGCGUUUCAAGUCGGGCAAGUGCCCGAUUUUGGUUGCCACCGACGUGGCGGCGCGGGGACUCGACAUCAAGGAUAUCAAGAAUGUCGUCAACUACGACGUUGCUAAAAACAUUGACACGCACGUUCAUCGCAUUGGGCGAACGGGGCGCAUGGGAAUCGACGGGGUAUCGCCUGGGACGGCGUAUACGUUGGUCACACCCAAGGACCAAGACUUUGCCGGGCACUUGGUCAACAAUAUGGACUUCACCAACCAACCGGUAUCGUCGGAGCUCUUGGCGGUCGCGUCCAAGUCGCAGCAUUUCCAGCGAAAGAACCCACGUCCCGUCCAUGCGACAUCGUCGUCUUGUGUUGGAGGGAGCUCCUUUGGUGCAACGUCGAGGCGGGAUGAGUUUGAUGCCGAUGAUUUAGCCGAACGCGAAUCGUCCGGCUUUUUCCAAACCCGGCCCAAGACAAAAAAAGAGCAGCGUCAAGGUCUCGGGUUUGGCAGUAACUCCACCUACCAGCCCCACCGCGGACAGGGCAGCGCACCUCCUCGGGGGGCAACGAACAUGAUGGGGUUCGUAGCAGCCACAACCACUCAGCCUUGCCCGUCCCCACCCCAUCCACGCCGACUCGACCCAGUUCUGCCAUCCAACCCACCGAGGAAAAGCAGAUGGGACCAAGUUGACGAAGACGAUCACGAGCUUGCUGCCCUGCCACCGGCGAAACGAAGUCGAUGGGACCAGAGUUGAUUGCAAAAUGUAUACAUAUUGGGCGUUCUUUUCAUAUUCUAUCCUUCCGUAAAAUGAAUCUACCACAUGCAUAUGUCCUAAG